Molecule: messenger RNA, 2414 nt
Organism: Phascolarctos cinereus (koala)
Lineage: Eukaryota; Metazoa; Chordata; Mammalia; Diprotodontia; Phascolarctidae
Source: RefSeq, a predicted model, not a curated record
AUACCCAGCAAGCUAACCCAGCGCACUGCGCUCUUCUCGCCCUCUCCGCUUGCUCUCCGACUCGGUCGCGUUCGCCCAGCACAUGGAGCCAGUGCCGGGCUCUGGGGCUUUCCAGAGCCUCGGGAGGGGACGUCCAGAGCCUCAGGGCGGUAGCCUCUGCCUCCGCCUCUUUCUUGCAGCCUAGGUCUAGGAACGAACCCCCGGAGAUCCAGAAGAAAGAGGGCAAAGGGAGAGAGGGGGGCGAGGGGGGCGAAGACGCCUCCUGCGCCCCCUCGGCUAACCCGCAGGCCUUCCCUUCUCUCCUCGCCAUCACCGCCACCCCUCCCUCCUGGCCCGGCCCGCCUGUUCUGGCCCGGCCCAUUCUGUCCCCAGCCCCGCUGGACUCGGCCCUAGGGAACGGCGGCGAUGGGAGCGCCCCGGAUCUCGCACAGCCUUGCCUUGCUCCUCUGCUGCUCCGUGCUCAGCUCCGUGUACGCACUGGUGGAUGUCGAUGACGUUGUAACCAAGGAGGAUCAGAUCGUCCUCCUGCGCAAUGCCCACGCCCAGUGCGAGCAGCUGGUCAAGGAGGUACUCAGGGUCUCUGAACUUGCUGAAUCAGCCAAAGACUGGAUGUCAAGGUCUGGAAAGGCAAAGAAGGAGAAACCUGCAGAAAAGCUUUAUUCCCAGGCAGAGGAGGCUGGGGAAGUUUCUGACGGGAGCCGGCGCCAGGAUGGCUUCUGCCUACCUGAGUGGGACAACAUUCUGUGCUGGCCUGCUGGAGUGCCAGGCAAGGUGGUGGCCGUGCCCUGCCCUGACUACAUCUACGACUUCAACCACAAAGGCCGAGCCUAUCGGCGCUGUGACAGCAAUGGCAGCUGGGAGCUGGUGCCUGGGAACAACCUGACAUGGGCGAAUUACACCGAGUGUGUCAAGUUUCUGAACAACGAAACCCGGGACCGGGAAGUCUUCGAUCGCCUGGGAAUGAUGUACACUGUGGGCUACUCCACCUCUCUGGGCUCCCUCACCGUGGCUGUGCUGAUCCUGGGUUACUUUAGGAGGCUGCAUUGCACCCGAAACUACAUUCACAUGCACCUCUUCGUGUCCUUCAUACUCCGGGCCAUAAGCAUCUUCAUCAAGGAUGCCGUGCUCUACUCAGGGGAUUCCCCAGACGAAAUCAAGCGCAUCACUGAGGAGGAGCUGAGGGCCUUCCCGGAGUCUCCCCCUACUGAUAAGGUGGGCUGCAGAGUGGCAGUAACCGUCUUCCUUUAUUUCCUGACCACCAACUACUACUGGAUCCUGGUGGAAGGCCUAUACCUUCACAGCCUCAUCUUCAUGGCUUUUUUCUCUGAGAAAAAGUAUCUCUGGGGUUUCACGUUAUUCGGCUGGGGCCUCCCUGCCGUGUUUGUCGCUGUGUGGGUGAUCGUGAGGGCCACACUAGCCAACACCGAGUGCUGGGACCUGAGUUCGGGGAAUAAGAAGUGGAUCAUACAGGUGCCCAUCCUGGCAGCUAUUGUGGUGAACUUUAUUCUUUUUAUCAAUAUAAUCAGAGUACUAGCUACUAAACUCCGGGAGACCAAUGCAGGGAGAUGUGACACAAGGCAACAGUACAGAAAGCUGCUGAAGUCCACACUAGUGCUUAUGCCGCUGUUUGGGGUGCACUACAUCGUCUUCAUGGCCAUGCCGUACACAGACGUAUCAGGGAUUCUUUGGCAAAUCCAAAUGCACUAUGAAAUGCUCUUCAAUUCAUUCCAGGGAUUUUUUGUUGCCAUAAUAUACUGUUUCUGCAAUGGAGAGGUACAAGCAGAGAUCAAGAAGUCAUGGAGCCGAUGGACCCUGGCUUUGGACUUCAAGCGGAAGGCCCGGAGCGGCAGCAGCACCUACAGCUAUGGCCCCAUGGUUUCGCACACAAGUGUCACCAAUGUGGGACCCCGAGGGGGGCUGGCCUUGUCCCUCAGCCCACGACUAGCUCCUGGGGCUGGAGCUAAUGCCAAUGGCCAUCACCAGCUGCCUGGCUAUGUGAAACACGGCUCCAUUUCUGAGAACUCAUUGCCUUCAUCUGGCCCAGAGCCUGGCACCAAGGAUGACGGGUACCUCAAUGGCUCUGGAAUCUAUGAGCCAAUGGUGGGGGAACAGCCCCCUCCACUUUUGGAGGAGGAGAGGGAAACAGUCAUGUGACCUAUAUCCCCCACCUAUCCAGGGGGCAGAGACCCUGGGCUUGAGCCUGAACUCUGAGGCCUGCCCCCACCCUUGUACUCAGGCCAGGCCCCCCCAGGGGCCCUGCGGACCCCACAUUCCCAAGUGCAAGCCAAACCAGACAUCCCUCUGACUGAGCCUGGGGUCAAGGAGAUGCUCUCAGGCCUGGUCAGUACACAGGCUCAAGGGGCCAUGGCUGCCUUCUCAGGACCAGGAAUGGAGCUGGGGCCACCUGGGGGAUG